AUGCAGUUUCAACCAGAUACAAAUGCAUUAGAUAUCAAUGAGUUCCUGGACAUGGUCCCAGUUGGCUCAGAUGAGCAUUCUUGUGAAGAUUCUGGCAGUAAUAAGAUUUCAGCUGUUGAAAGUGAAACUAAGUGCAUUUAUACUAUAGAGGGUGUUGCCAUUAAGGACAGCGGAUCAUGUAGCGACUCUGAUGCAGAAGUGGUCCAAGGACAGGUAAUGGAAGUUUCUGAGCAUCUUGUAGUUUUCUUUUGCAAGCUUGAGCCAGGCUUUUGUGUUGGUGAGUUGCUUGAGGAGAAUGUUGAUUUUUCUGCUGGCGAUCAUAUCUACAGUUUGUUCAACAUUGAAGAACCAAGCAAUCAGAGCAAUGUAGUCGGCAGUGACGAUACUUUUGGAACGGGCAUUAAAAGGAGGACUCGGCAGCCCCAAAAUCAAUUACAUGCCCAAAACUUUGAAACUCAGGGAACUGCUAUGAGACGAAUUUGUUGGAUGAAAAAGUUACCAAGAAGUGUACUACAACAGAUGAGACGCAAGAUAUAUUCACUCCUGAAUCAAAGCAAAGAUGGUGCAGAACUUCCUCAGGAUUUGAGUACGACUGUGGAUUCAAAAGAAGAUUUUCCUAUAGGUUGCCAGAAAAAGGUCCUCUCGGUGUCCUCAAAGGUUGCGGCAUUGCGUUCAAUUUUACCAUCCGUGCAUAUGCCUUGGGUACUUCUAGUUGUAGCUGUUUUGUGUGGUUGCUGCUCAGCUGGUCUUUCAUCAGGAGGCACUGUUCACGUGAACAGCUGGGCUGCUGCUGCGGAUGGGCUCUUCCAGCUGAUCCUUGCUGGGAUUUUAGCUGGUCUUCUGAUGGUCUCUCAGCUGCCAUGUCAGCUGGAAUUUAUUAUUCUUUUUGUGCCUGCUGCUGAAUCAUGUUCUGAUGACAUUUUCGGGCAUUCUUUUUUGCUUGCUGCUACUUGUUUCCUGCUUUCCUACACUGUUCACGUGUGCUGUUCAUCUAGAUUAUCAGCUGGUCUUUUGUCCCUUUGCGCCUUUCAGCUGGCCAUUAUGCUCUUUUGGCCUGUUCCAUCUCCUUCUGCUCCAUUCAGCUGCUGCUGUUUAUGGUUUCUGCUUGGUGCUUUUGGCUGCAACGGUUGCAUCAUUCAGUUGGUCCUCUUGCACCUUUCUUUUUUUGGUAAAGCUUUUGCUUCUUGUAAUCGUGGCUUUUAUUAA
This is a messenger RNA of Ilex paraguariensis (yerba mate), 1206 nucleotides long. The record is from the annotation of a GenBank genome assembly. Lineage: Eukaryota; Viridiplantae; Streptophyta; Magnoliopsida; Aquifoliales; Aquifoliaceae.